Molecule: messenger RNA, 2414 nt
Organism: Xiphophorus couchianus (Monterrey platyfish)
Lineage: Eukaryota; Metazoa; Chordata; Actinopteri; Cyprinodontiformes; Poeciliidae
Gene: atp6v0b
Product: ATPase H+ transporting V0 subunit b
Exons: 8
Coding region: 180-815 (211 amino acids)
Biological process (GO): proton transmembrane transport
Cellular component (GO): proton-transporting V-type ATPase, V0 domain
Molecular function (GO): proton-transporting ATPase activity, rotational mechanism
Source: RefSeq, a predicted model, not a curated record
CGGUCACAUGCGGGAUCAGCUGACAUCACCAGCUUCUCCUUUUGAUGCUCUUCCUCCUCUAGUGUCAGACGCCGUUUGGAAAAUCAGAAUUAAAUUUGUCUCUUUGCUUUUUUUUGCGUCGGCUUUUAAAUUAAAGCCAAGAUUAAGUUGCUGCUUCUGCAGUUUAGACCGCCGGAUAGAUGCUGUUAGAGUGGAUGAUGAACGGACACGCCAUUCUUUACACAGGGGUCACUUUGGCCUUCUGGACUACAAUACUAAUCGUUGGUAUAUGUUAUACCAUAUUUGACCUUGGAUUCCGCUUUGAUGUGGCAUGGUUCCUGACUGAGACGUCUCCUUUUAUGUGGGCCAAUCUGGGCAUCGGUUUGGCCAUCUCUCUGUCUGUGGUGGGAGCAGCUUGGGGGAUCUACAUCACUGGUUCAAGCAUCAUUGGUGGAGGAGUCAAGGCUCCAAGAAUCAAAACCAAAAAUUUGGUCAGCAUUAUCUUCUGUGAAGCUGUUGCCAUUUAUGGGAUCAUCAUGGCAAUUGUUAUUAGCAACAUGGCUGAGAAUUUCAGUGGCACAACCCCUGAGACCAUCGGAGCACGAAAUUACCAAGCUGGUUAUUCCAUGUUCGGAGCUGGCCUCACUGUGGGCUUUUCCAACCUUUUCUGUGGGAUCUGUGUGGGCAUCGUGGGCAGCGGAGCAGCUUUGGCAGACGCCCAGAACGCCAGCCUCUUUGUGAAGAUUCUUAUUGUGGAAAUCUUUGGUAGCGCAAUUGGCCUGUUUGGUGUCAUUGUAGCAAUUCUGCAGACCUCUAAAGUAAAGAUGGGUGAUUAGAAGAUGUGCUCACAUCCUGAGAAGACGAGGAAACUCCUGAAAAAUAAGAUGGAUUAUUGUGUACAUACGUCGUAAAUUAUUUAAAUGUCUAUAUUCACUCUAUUGUUUUUAACCAUCAUUCGUGUAAGAGUGGGAUGAUCUUUGGGAAGCAUGAAUGUUGAAUAAGAAACUGAAAAAGGGGUACAAUGUUGAUUUUCUUCUAUAUUUUUCAUUUUCUGUACUCACCGGAUAAUAUUAACAAUUCAACUUCCUGAGUCAUGGAAGCAAUCUGUUGCCUUCAGCUGUGAGGUUUUGGUUUUUCAAGAGGUUUUCUUGGAUAAUCUUGCAGACCACUCUUAUUGAACGAUGGUUAAAAAUUACUCUGGAGUAUUGAAAAUGCUGUGUGUGUGUGUGUGUGUGUAUGCUUGACAUGUGAUUUUUAUUUUAUGUUCUUUCUUCCUGUGAAGCAUGAGGAUGUUUGUCAUUGUGUUUGUGGCCUGGUCUGCCUCUUUCUUUGUUUUUGUAUCCGGUCUUUUCAAUUUGAAAAUUGGGCCGUUCUACAGGUGGCUCACAUACAGUGUUUUUCCUGCCUUUGAAUAGUUAUUGAACAUUUAUUAAAUUGAGAGUAUUGUUCUAAAGUUGUAAUUGUGCAACAUAUAAAUCACAGCAGCAAUUCUCUAUCUACCUGGGUUUUUUCUCUCUUCUGUCCUUGCUAUUCUUAAAUCCCAAAAGGCCCGUGUAAUAAUUACAAGCCAACUGUCUUCAUAAAUGUUGCAAAAAAACUAAAAGAAAUAAUUUGAGUCACUUUGUUCAAAAACGUUAUAAUUGGAUUAAAGUUUUUCUUGGCUUAUAGAAAACGUUAUUGUCUGCUGUAACCAUUUCUGAAGUAGCAGGAAUGUGUUCAGUAGUCAAUUGGUUUCACCAAGAAUUUGAAUGUUUGUCUGAUACGUCAGACUGUGAAAUUUAACAUUUCAUACACUUUUUCUUUGCAUGUUUCCAUCCUCAUUUGACUGCUUUGCUGCAGUCGGUUAAAUCCUCAUUUGCUGCUCUUUUGUUUACCAAGCUAUUACUAACAUUCCUUAAGAUGUGUGAAACUGAUGGAUGUACAUGUUUAGGAAACUAAGUAAAAACAAUGUUAGGCUUCUGGAUGCGUCACAACAUAUAGGGUUUAUUAACACUUUGACAGCUCUGUUUAUGUUAAUAAAUCUGGAUAGUUUGUAGUCUUUCAGGGAUUUUUAAUUUAGUCUAGUGUGCAGUCACAUAAGAAAAGAAAUCCACAGAUUACAGAUUAGUUAAUUUCUCACUGUCUGAAGUCAUUCAUUAUUGGACUCACUUUGUGAGCGCAAACAUUGAAUCAUAUGUAAGAAAGGCAUAGUUAGGGAAAUAAAAAGUUCAGCCUAAUUGCCAUGCUUGAAAGAAAAAUUUUCAUUUAAAAACAAGGACUGUACCAACCUGGGUUUUUGGUAACUGUAAAUGGUACUGUGUAUACACUGUGUUGAUGUGAUGAUGAUGAUCAGAAAAUAGCUAAUCGUUUUUGACAUUGUGGAUGAUCCAAUCAAAAUCAAAUUUUCCUUCUGGCUUCAUAAAUGUUGGAAAAAAAAAUAAAUGGUUUGAUCAAGA